GGGGGCGGGGCCUCUGGGGGCGGAAGUGGCAGUGCAUUGUGGGCUCGCGGACAGCAGGGGACUUGGUCCUGAAUGAAAGUGGCGCGCAGCCCCUGACGUUACUGGGCAACAGCGGCGGAGAUUCGAAAGCCUGGGACCUGCGAGGCCGAGCGGAUCGCGAAGAGGUGGCGGCGGUGGCGCCGCAAGCCUGGGUAGAGGGGCGGCUCUGCGCGGCCCCAAGACAUGGCUCACAACAAGAUCCCGCCGCGGUGGCUGAACUGCCCGCGGCGCGGCCAGCCGGUGGCAGGAAGAUUCUUACCUCUGAAAACAAUGUUAGGACCAAGAUAUGACAGUCAAGUUGCUGAAGAAAACCGGUUCCAUCCCAGUAUGCUUUCAAAUUAUCUAAAGAGUUUGAAGGUUAAAAUGGGCUUGUUGGUGGACCUGACAAAUACUUCAAGAUUCUAUGACAGAAAUGACAUAGAAAAAGAAGGAAUCAAAUAUAUAAAACUUCAGUGUAAAGGACAUGGUGAGUGUCCUACAGCUGAGAAUACUGAGACAUUUAUUCGUCUGUGUGAGAGGUUUAAUGAAAGAAACCCACCUGAACUUAUAGGUGUUCAUUGUACCCAUGGUUUCAACCGCACUGGUUUCCUCAUAUGUGCCUUUUUGGUGGAGAAAAUGGAUUGGAGUAUUGAAGCAGCAGUUGCUACUUUUGCUCAAGCCAGACCACCAGGAAUUUAUAAGGGUGACUACUUGAAAGAACUUUUUCGUCGCUAUGGUGAUAUAGAGGAAGCACCACCCCCACCUCUAUUGCCAGAUUGGUGUUUUGAGGAUGAUGAAGAUGAAGAUGAGGAUGAGGAUAUAAAAAAGGAAUCAGAACCUGGGUCAAGUGCCUCCUUUGGCAAAAGGAGAAAAGAACGAUUAAAACUGGGUGCCAUUUUCUUGGAAGGUGUAACUGUUAAAGGUGUAACUCAAGUAACAACUCAACCAAAGUUAGGAGAGGUACAGCAGAAGUGUCAUCAAUUCUGUGGCUGGGAAGGGUCUGGAUUCCCUGGAGCACAGCCUGUUUCCAUGGACAAGCAAAAUAUUAAACUUUUGGAGCAGAAGCCAUAUAAAGUAAGCUGGAAAGCAGAUGGUACUCGAUAUAUGAUGUUGAUUGAUGGCACAAAUGAAGUUUUUAUGAUUGAUAGAGAUAAUUCUGUGUUUCAUGUUUCAAAUCUGGAAUUUCCAUUUCGUAAAGAUCUCCGCAUACAUUUAUCAAAUACUCUCUUGGAUGGGGAAAUGAUUAUUGACAGAGUAAAUGGACAGGCUGUUCCUAGAUAUUUGAUAUAUGACAUAAUUAAAUUCAAUGCACAGCCAGUUGGAGACUGUGAUUUUAAUAUUCGUCUGCAGUGUAUAGAACGAGAAAUAAUAAAUCCUCGACAUGAAAAAAUGAAGACUGGGCUCAUUGACAAAACACGGGAACCAUUCAGUGUCAGAAACAAGCCAUUUUUUGACAUCUAUACUUCAAGAAAGCUACUUGAAGGAAAUUUUGCCAAAGAAGUCAGUCAUGAAAUGGAUGGACUUAUUUUUCAGCCUAUUGGAAAAUAUAAACCUGGUCGAUGUGAUGAUAUUUUAAAAUGGAAGCCUCCCAGUCUGAAUUCUGUGGAUUUUCGCCUAAAAAUAACAAGAAUGGGAGGAGAAGGGUUACUUCCUCAGAAUGUUGGCCUUCUCUAUGUUGGAGGUUAUGAAAGACCCUUUGCACAGAUCAAGGUGACAAAAGAUCUAAAACAGUAUGACAACAAAAUUAUAGAAUGUAAAUUCGAGAACAACAGCUGGGUCUUCAUGAGACAGAGAACAGACAAAAGUUUUCCGAAUGCCUACAACACCGCCAUGGCUGUGUGCAACAGCAUCUCAAACCCUGUCACCAAGGAGAUGCUGUUCGAGUUCAUCGACAGAUGUGCAGCAGCUUCUCAAGGACAGAAGCGGAAGCACCAUCUGGACCCUGACACGGAGCUCAUGCCUCCCCCACCUCCCAAAAGACCGCGCCCUAUGACCUAAGACCUGCCUCCGACUUAAGGAGUGAGAGGAAAGACGACUGAGAAAAAAACUGCUUGUGCUCAUUUUUGCAGACAGAGAAAUUAAAAAGAGAUUGUGUGGCUUGAUGUUGAUACCCAUUUGAAGUUUUUUAAAAACGGAAAGUGUUGUAGCCAGCCUGUAAAUAUUUGAUGCGUUUGUUUUCCUCAGUGCGCAGGGCAUCACGGACUUACACAUGUUAUUUAUAGCCGAUAAACUCAGCCUUACCUUGUGGAAUCUGAAGAAUGAAAUAUCCAAAGGUUUGAACAAGAUUGAAAUUAAUGAAAAAGAGGCCUUGUUUAUAUAUGGGUAACUUUCAUCUUUAAUUUAUAAAGUUAGCAAUUUGGAACUGUGAGUACAUAGAACACUGUUUUUUAGAAGUUGUAUUUCAACUCUGGUAAGUUUUCCUUUUACAAAAUAGAGGCAAUGGCAUUACACAUUCUUGCUCUCAUUUAUCAUGGAUUUCCUGCAUUUCUGAGAUUCUUGUAGUGAAAUGACAGGGUUGUUAAGUAUGGUACUUAUAUUAAACAACUUGGUCCAGCUUAUAUCAUUUUAAGAAGUUUUUUUUUGAAAUGUAAACGUGGAAGCAUAAAGCUCCGUUUUUGCGAAUUGCAUCCUCGCUAAAGGAAGUACGUUGAGUAUUUUCAUCUGUUUCUGUUGCUUGAGCUACGUAUCAGAUACCCACAUGCCCUCUCUGGCAUUGGUUUUGAGUUACUUCUGAGAACUUCAAUCUACACUGCCCAUAUUUUAUGUGUGGUUCUCCUGGGGUUUUUUUUUUUUUAAUGCCAGGGCUCCUUCGGCUUUACCUCAGUGGUGUCAGCACAUUGUAAAUUACAUUAAAACACAACUCACUGUGACAUCAAACACAGAUGAUGUUGUGUUAGUUCCCUUGAACCAAACGGCAAAGGGAAUGCCAGCUGACUCCUUUGAUUGGAAGGGAAUGUUAGCGGAAUAGAAUGCUGUCGCUAGAAAAUGCUCUCCUACUGCUAGAUAAGUGCGGAGGCAAGGAGUAGACAUCUGUAGGAACCAAACAUCAAGGAAGCCAAGGCAUGUAUUUUCAAAGCCAGAAAUCUAUCUGUAUUCUAUUCUGGGGAUGCUAUUUCUGUUGUACAUCUGAAUUUUAAAGCAUUUACUGAUAGAUAAUGAACUUAAAGAGCAGCUAAUUGGUCACCUGCCAUUGUUAAGAAACUGUGUUCUGAUUGGUUUGUGAAGGAACUCUGAGAGUUAGCCGAUUAGAGGCUAAUGUAUUUAUUUUUAGAGGUACAGGUUUUAAAUGUGUGUAUUUAAAACAAAUGUCCAUGACCUGAAUUUUAUGUAUGUAUAUGCAUAUAUCUGUGAGUAUAUGCAGCAGUGUAUAUUCUUCUACUAAUAGAUAUGAAAAUCCAGACAAGCUACCUAGUAGACUGAAUGUCCGACAGGAUUUCUAUAUGAUAUAGCACAGAUUAACCAAAAAUGUAUUUAUAUUCACCUGAGUUUUAAUGUUUUUAAACAGUUUUCUCCUGCAGUGCUUUUCUAUAUGAAAUACUAGAGCCAUGCCUGGGCUUUUUCCUUUGUUGUUCCCAUCAUGUAAGGUAUAGUGAAUGAUAUCCAAAAUGCCGUUUUAGUGUUUUUUUCCUAGAACGCUUUUGUGCUUUUGGGCGCUGCAGGGAUUGAAGCACCUGACUGCCAUAGUAGCUAUCACAAGACGGAAAUUUGUCAAGGUCCGGUAGUAUCUUGUACAAAGCGAGUCUGAAAAAAAACUCCUAUGCAACUCCAAAUAGUCUGGUGCCUGCUUCACCAGGCUCAGUGACUCUUUUCGUACAGUAUGUUGCUUUCUUCUGAGCCUGUGUAAGUGCAGAGUCCUUUUGCAGAUAGAAGACCAAACAUUUACUGGUGAUCUUUAAUGGAGUUAAAAUAUCUAUGGUAAUUGUGACCUUUUAAAUGAAUUAUGUGAAAAGAGCAUCCCAUUUUUAAUACACCCAGAUAUUUUUCCUUUUCUUUGUGCAUUUUCCAGGACUUAACUUUCUCAAUUUAUUCCUUUUCCUUCAUUUACAGUGAAGUAUAAUUGGUGGCCUUAUAAGUAGACCCUGUUUAGCCCCAAACACACUACCAUCUGCAAUAUCAUCAAAAGUCAUCUAGAAAGGCAGGGGACAGUUGAGAGGCAGGGUUUGGAACAUCAGAAAGAAAACAGUUCCCUUUUUAGCCCUCUUCACAGUAACCAUUUUCUGACACUUAAAUUUUACAGACAAGAAUAAGAAAACUUUGUUUUCCUGAGUUUUCACAUGUAAAAGCUUUUGUUCGUGUUUGGAAAAGAUGUGGAUGACUCAGCUACCUGGAUGGUUCCAUUUGCUUUCCAUGAAAUGCUCAGAAAAAGUCAGGACAUUCCUUCUCAACUUGUGUGUCAGUGUGUAUUUUAAUAAAACUACUGAUUUAAA
This is a messenger RNA of Manis javanica (Malayan pangolin), 4445 nucleotides long. RefSeq names its product RNA guanylyltransferase and 5'-phosphatase (gene RNGTT). Gene Ontology annotation, molecular function: mRNA guanylyltransferase activity; mRNA 5'-triphosphate monophosphatase activity; ATP binding. The record is from RefSeq and is a predicted model, not a curated record. Gene Ontology annotation, biological process: protein dephosphorylation; 7-methylguanosine mRNA capping. NCBI's taxonomy places the organism in Eukaryota, Metazoa, Chordata, Mammalia, Pholidota, Manidae.